Messenger RNA from Schistosoma curassoni, 7369 nucleotides. The record is from the annotation of a GenBank genome assembly. NCBI's taxonomy places the organism in Eukaryota, Metazoa, Platyhelminthes, Trematoda, Strigeidida, Schistosomatidae.
UGUUUGUUUUAAUGUGUUUUUGUUUAACUGUGCUAAUUAUAGCCAUUUUGUGCUUCCAUUACCUUCCAUCAUUGUUCCGCGGUUUUUCGUACUGUUCGCACGUACUCCUGUCUUCUGCUUUCGCUUGUACCUUUUCUUGGCACGAUCUCGGUAUUCGUUCAAUACCACGAGAUCGCCAACGAAAUAAAUCUGGUUACGUUCAAUCCUCGCCUUCUGAUCUAAUUGGCACGUGUUUCUUGGUAGCGGUGUUCACAGUUGAUCUCAACUCGACGCCACGCUACAAUUGGUGAUCCCAAAGUUUGGAACACGCCGCAACCUCGGGUCAAAUCUUCCAAAGAAGUCAAUUUGGUGAGUCUAUUAUUUAUCUAUCCACGUCUGUCGUAUAUUUUCAUAUUAAUUUUUAAUAUAUAAUAUACAUGACAUGACGGAUAGCGAGAAGAAUACUAUUAAUGUUAUAGACUCAGACGUACAGGCCAUUCAUUUUCGACCUGUAUCAUUUAUCCCCCACGACCCUGAGGUCUGGUUUGCUGCAAUUGAGUCUCAGUUCGAGACUCGUCGUAUCACGAGCCAAAGGCAAAAAUACGCCUACGCUCUUGAAUCGUUACCCGGGGACCAUUUGGUAGCUGUUCGUGAGGUCGUCCUCAAUUCUAACGUGCCUAAUGUUUAUGACCGCCUCAAGGAGGCAAUUCUCCGACAUUUCCUCCCAUCAAGGGAGGAACGAUUGAGGACCCUGUUAGCACGUCACCCCCUGGGUGAUGCUAAACCAAGCCAUCACCUCACGCGCCUGCAAUCUCUUGCAGGACCAAAAGCAUCUGACUCGGAGAUAGUUAAGGAAUUAUGGCUCGAGUCACUACCAGCCCAUAUCCAACCUACUGUGACGGCACUGCUCGAGGACUCACCGCUUAACCAGGUAGCCCUCAUAGCAGACAAAAUUUUGGCGAGGACUAGCAAUAGAGACACCUAUGUAGUUGCUUCGACGGCACGUCCUAAAGUAGACAUGGACGCCGCUCAUUCCUCAGCUCAUGGUGACAGGGACGGGUGUAUUCACGCACGUCUUAGUUUUCGAGACCGUUGUAACGUACCCCAACCCUACGUCCCCCGAGCUCGCUCAAGUUCUCGCAAACCCGUCACCACUCGCCCAAAAAGGGCGUCUUCCAGGCCACGCCGAAAGGCGGCUACGGAAGCGAGUGACAAUUGGUGCUGGUUCCAUAGGUCCCUCGGGUCUGGGGCCCGCCGUUGUCGAGCACCAUGCUCAUACAAGGCGGGAAACGCCAGCGCCGGCGAGUAAAAGCGGCCGUACUCGCCGGCCCUUCUCCCCAGGUUGGUCGCCUAUUCUAUGUGCACGAUUAUCGCACAAACGCUAGGUUCCUAGUAGACACUGGGGCCCAAGUUUCUGUCGUACCACGAGGUAGCAGCAAGUCACAAGCCACAGUGCUUCGACUACGUGCUACGAAUGGCUCAGUCAUUCCUACCUACGGUACACGACAACUCGUGGUCAACCUGGGCAACCGACGACGGUAUCUGUGGACGUUCAUCAUUGCUGAUGUUCCCACAGCCAUACUAGGUAUCGAUUUUCUACAGCACUAUGAAUUGCUUGUCGAUUCACGUAGGCUGCAGCUAAUCGAUACUUCGUCGAACAGCAAAUUCAUGGGCUGUAAAGCCCACAUGAACGCGUACCGAAUCCUCGGCACUUUUUACUCGCGUGACGAUAAAUUCCACGCUUUAUUCGAGAAAUUCCCCGUACUCACUAAACCACUCGAGGAGCUUCCAUCGGUGACCAAUCGUGUGGUACACCACAUAGUCACCCGCGGACCGCCAGUCACGGCACGACCUCGCCGACUGGCACCGGACAAAUUAGCUUUUGCUAAGCGUGAGUUUGACAAUUUACUAGCUACUGGUAUUAUUCGUCCUUCUCACAGUCCAUGGGCCUCUCCUCUACACAUGGUGCGCAAAAGAGAUGGGGUUAGUUGGAGACCAUGCGGCGACUACCGAGCUCUAAACGUAGUUACGCGCUUUGAUAGCUACCCCAUCCCCCACAUACACGACAUCACGGCAUCGCUCAAGGGCACGACUAUCUUUUCUAAGAUCGAUCUGGUACGAGCAUAUCAUCAGAUCCCAGUCGCUCUUGAAGAUAUCGAAAAGACAGCUAUCACGACUCCUUUCGGUUUGUUUGAGUUCCUACGAAUGCCAUUUGGAUUACGGAAUGCUGCUCAAACUUUUCAAAGGUUUAUCGAUAGCAUUGUACGAGACCUCGAUUUUGUUCACGUCUAUAUUGAUGACCUGCUAAUCGCAUCAUCAAACGUAGAUGAACAUUAUCAACAUCUUACGCUAUUAUUCCAACGACUUUCGGAUAAUGGAAUAGUAGUUAACCCAGACAAAUGCGAGUUAGGUAAACGAGAAAUAAUAUUUCUGGGUCAUAUUAUCAAGCAAGAGGGUAUCUUACCUUGUGAGGACAAAGUGCAAGCAAUAAAGGAGUACAACGUGCCGUCCUCACUCAAGGAACUGAAGGCUUUUCUCGGUUUGGUUAACUUCUACCGUCGUUUCAUCCCACACGCGGCAGAACGGUUACGACCACUAACCGACUUACUACGCGGCAACCCACGCAGAUUGGAAAUGAACGAUUCUGCACGUACUGCAUUCACUGAAAUCAAAACGGCUCUUGCGCAAGCCACUCUUCUCGCCCAUCCCGAUCCAUCAGCCACGCUUAGUAUAGCGGUUGAUGCAUCCGAUGUUGCUAUAGGAGCAGUCAUGCAACAAAACAUCUCCGGUAGUUGGCAACCUCUCGAGUUUUUCUCACGACGCCUUACUGCCACGGAGACGAGAUAUAGCGCUUUUGGUCGCGAGCUGCUAGCAGCCUACUGCGCCAUCAAACAUUUUCGGCACGCAGUAGAAGGACGUCGAUUCAUUUUAUUCACCGACCAUAAGCCCUUAACGUAUGCUUUGCAUACCAAGUCUGACCGCUACUCACCACGAGAGUGCAGACAUUUGGACUAUAUCUCCCAGUUCACGACAGACCUUCGUCACAUCCAAGGCAAGUCGAACUGUGUUGCCGAUGCUCUAUCACGAAUCCAAAUGAAUGCAGUUACCCUGCCGGUGCUCGAUCUUCCUGCUAUGGCUGCUGCCCAAGCAAACGAUCCCAGCUGUACAGAAGCACCACACUCUACGUCCCUUCAGUAUCAGGAAGUACCUCUAGCCACGACUUCUGGCACCAUUCUAUGUGAUACUUCUACCGGUCUUCCUCGACCCAUCGUACCCUCUGCUUAUCGCCGUCUCGUAUUCGAUGCCCUGCAUGGAUUAUCUCACCCAGGUAUCGCAGCUACAUUACGCCUUAUCGCUGCACGAUACGUCUGGCCGUCCAUGAAUAAAGAUGUUCGUAUGUGGGCGAAGCAAUGCUUGCAAUGUCAACGAUCAAAAGUGCACAGGCACGUAGCCGCCCCCCUCGGCACAUUUGCUACGCCUGAUGCUCGCUUCGAUCACGUUCACUUAGACAUUGUAGGACCACUGCCACCAUCGCACGGGUAUGAUCACAUACUCACGUGCAUCGACCGCUUCACCAGAUGGCCCGAAGCUAUACCCAUCACGUCUAUCACGGCGGAGACAGUUGCUCACCGCUUCGUAGAACGAUGGAUAGCUCUAUAUGGUUGUCCCUCGACCGUCACGACUGACCGAGGACAACAAUUUGAGUCCGCACUAUUCUCCUCACUUACUCGGCUGCUUGGUACGGAACGAAUACGCACUACCGCCUACCAUCCAGCUUCAAACGGUUUAGUUGAAAGGUUUCACCGGCAACUUAAAAGUGCUCUUCGAGCACACGAAAACGACGACUGGUACGAAACCUUACCGCUCGUUCUUUUAGGUAUUAGAACGAGUUUAAAGGCAGAUAUCCAAUGUUCCGCCGCUGAACUUGUAUACGGCACGACAUUGCGUCUGCCCGGGGAAUUCUCCACACCACGGAGCAGACCUAAUUUCGCUAAAUCAGACUACGUCCAACGACUAUCUGCAUUUAUGCGAACGCUGCCUCCGGUGUCAACUCGAAUACAACAUCGACAGGUCGCUCUCCCUCGAGAGUUAUCUACCUGUUCACAUGUUUUUGUACGAGUAGAUUCGGUACGCAAACCUUUGCAACAACCUUACGAAGGCCCUUUUCGCGUGAUCGCUCGUCACGAAAAGACCUUCAAGGUUGAUCGACACGGCCGCAUCGAGAUCGUCAGCAUUGAUCGUCUCAAACCAGCACACGUCGAUGACAGUGCCCUAUCUGACAACCUGAGAUUCAAUGCUAGACCUAGCAAACCUACUAGCGGGAUCCUCAAAUCAUCUACAGGUCCCACGCUAGAUACAUCUGAGACCUCAUUCUCACGUCCCAGUCAACAGCACGCGUCAUCUGCACCGUCUACGGACGAGACGACAGUCUCACAUCCAGAUCAGCAGACCACGCCGCCCUUCGGAUGAGAUUGCAGGCUCACGCGACGCGAACGAGACUGCCGUCUCACGUUCCGGUCGCCGAGUACGGUUACCCGUACGCUUCCGCGAAUAGUCGCACAGUCAACUACCGAUACGGUGUAGGAUUAUUCCUAUACUACACGUAUGCUACACUCUUCUUUUUUUGAUUUUCUUUUUGUUUCCGGAGCCCACGCCUUCGACCAUCUCCGUUUGGUUCCGUCGAAUUCAGUCAACUUUGGCGAAAGCUGGCCUGAUCACCCAUGCUCUUGUCAACGCACUCAGUCGAUAUAUUGGUUUCGAAUGCUUGGCACACGCUUGGUCACGAACUUGGUCGUAACGGUCGCUUCUGGUCUUUUGGCUCAACGUGAUUUCGUCCUACGUCUGCAGCGUUUCUGGUGCGCACCUCUACGAACGCCCUCUUCAGAUUCUGGAUACAAACCACUCUGGUGUAGCAUGCCAACUCAAGCAAUAAAUACAACACAUCGCUCCUGGUACCGUUCCCCGAAAACGACCUUCGUUGGCAACUCGACGAUCAACGAUCGCUUUCCUGUUCGCCAAUUCUUCCGUCCUACAAUCGCUCAUCAGCCGAUCAGUCCCACGAUUCAAACCGCUAUUUAUCGAAAGUGUAAACCCUUUCUAGCGGGGGGCUCCUGUAGUGACUCACGUUUAUCACGAGAACACGACUGGUUUAAUAAAAACAAUUAUUAUUAUAACCAACUGUACCAGUGUUUGUUUUAAUGUGCUUUUGUUUAACUGUGCUAAUUAUAGCCAUUUUGUGCUUCCAUUACCUUUCAUCAUUGUUCCGCGGUUUUUGGGUACUGUUCGCACGUACUCCUGUCUUCUGCUUUCGCUUGUACCUUUUCUUGGCACGAUCUCGGUAUUCGUUCGAUACCACGAGAUCGCCAACGAAAUAAAUCUGGUUACGUUCAAUCCUCGCCUUCUGAUCUAAUUGGCACGUGUUUCUUGGUAGCGGUGUUCACAGUUGAUCUCAACUCGACGCCACGCUACAGAUUAUGUCUAACGAGUUUGUACAAUUUUACUGCUCUUCAGUAAGUGGUAAUUGCUUGAAGAACAUUACGGCACAUUACCUCUACUUGCAUUCACAGUGUCUUACAUUUUCCUCCGUUGGUUCAGUUAUGUCUACUAGAGUACGUUUUAAAAAGAUUUGGUAAUUUCUGUUGCAUAGACGACACUCAAUACUAUUAUUUUUAUAGAAGUCUUUGUAUUCAUCCAGAUUUUCGAAAGGUGGUAGUCUUUUCCUUUAGGAAGACUACGGAAUUUCUGUGAUUUCAUAUGAAUAAAUGAGAAUUAAAAUAACUUCAUUUUCCAUAAUCCAUUUGUUGUAAUAAUGUGGUGUAUUUUUUUAACUGAAUUGGAUAAAGUACUUCGAUCGACAUGUUUGAUCUAGUUAGUGAGAAUACUUUUGUAGAGAACUUUGAUGGUUUUAGUAUUUGAAUCUGUAAAGCUAAUGGGAAAAAUAAUUUGAACAUGAUGUUAUCUACAGUGUAAGUAAAAUGUUUUUAUGUAUAGGUAUGUGAGACUUAAUGAAGAUACGAAAACAUAUACUGUCAUGGUGAGCCGAAUAUGUUUACGAUUCUCUGUAGUUAUUCUCCAUUAAUCUGAAUAGUAUUGUUAGUUCAAUUAUAAGUUUUCUAAUGCAAAACUGCGUACUACGAAAUCCUAUCGGUUUAUUUUCUUCCUGAUCGAUCCUAUUGUCAUUUAGGGUCAGAUACACGUCAUAUUUGAGCAAAUGUUUUCAUCGUCAAUUAAUUGUGAUAACGUGGUUUUGAGAGGUAAUUUGUCAAGUAAAUUUCUGGUGAAUUUAACCCAGGAGGUUCAAAUUUUGCUCUGUAAGUGAAUUUAUAAUUCCGAGUAAUCAAGCAAGACGAUAAGUUUAGCAACCUGUGAUAACUUACAAUCGAGCUGUUCCGUGUACAUGAAAUUACUCUCUCUAUGUUGAGCGAGUAACUAAACGUUCAUGAAAAAAUAAUAAAUAUAGUCUUUAAAUGGUUCGUGAAUUCCUUUGCAUCUGUAUGCUGUAUCUUGUUAAUGUGGUUCAGUACGGGCCCACGAUAUUUAGGAUCAAAACGAUUGAUCUACUGUUAUGCCAUCUGUUCUCUUUGAAACUGGCAACGGCCGUCUACACAAAGCACUUUAACCCCCGGCGGCUAACACCUGAGGAAAACAGAUCGCAGAGAACGUGAUAUUUGAGGUAAGGAAGCCGCCACACAAUGAAUUUGUGCAGAUGUUGUUGCAGUAAUGGAGAAAUAUGACCUUCAAGCAUGCAAAACUUUAGCGAACUGAAAACAAUGACAGCCAAACAGAUGGCAAAGGUCAUGAGGAAAAUUGAGAUAGAUGUGGACGCGCGAGCAAUUAUUGUUACUGAAUAUAUUUUAGCAUUUGGAGUAAGGUUUGACUAUUAUUGUAGUCGACUCGGCACUUUCUCUUUUACGAAAAUCUUUUACUGCUUCCGGAUUCAGUGGUCUUCAUUCACCGUCGUUUACUUCGUCAUGGUUACCACUGUAGCGUGGGGUCGAGUUGAGACUAACUAUGAACACCACUACCAAGAAACACGUGUCAAGUUAAUCAGAAGGCGAAAGUCGAACGUAACCAAAUAAAUCCAUGAAAUCCCCGAGAAGCCAAAUAUCAGAGGGCAGUUAAUGGACCAAGUCGAGAUAUAUUUGCUGGCGAUCUCGUGGUAUCGACAGGAUAUCGAGAUCGUGCCAGGAUACAAACUUGGUUACAGAACGUACCCGGAUUCGCGCGAAGUCACAAUCAAAGUGUAAGAAUAAGAAUGGAAGCACAAUAUAGCUGUCAUUAGCACAGUCAAACAAAAGCACAUUAAAACAAACACUGGUACAGUUGGUUAUAAUAAUAAUUGUUUUUAUUAAACCAGUCAUCUUCUCGUGAUAAAUGUGAGUCACUACAC